UCUCAUGCUUCAUAUCCCAGUUGAACAACUUAUUUCUCACACACACACACCUAGCUAAAAUUUGUGGCCUUCUUUUCUCUGUACAAAAUCAGAUUUUUUUGACAUAUUUCUGAAGUUCCGAAAUGGCAUUCGGGAAAAAUUUGCUGUCAAAAAUAGCUACCAACGACGGACAUGGCGAAAAUUCGCCUUAUUUUGAUGGCUGGAAGGCUUAUGAUAGUGAUCCUUUCCAUCUCACUGAAAAUCCUCAGGGAGUUAUUCAGAUGGGACUUGCUGAAAAUCAGCUCUGUUUUGAUUUGAUUCAAGAAUGGAUACUGCAGAAUCCGAAAGCCUCGAUUUGCAGUGCUGAAGGAGUAAAUGACUUCAAAGAUAUCGCGAUUUUUCAAGAUUAUCAUGGCUUGCCUGAAUUUCGAGAAGCAAUUGCAACAUUUAUGGCGAAAGUAAGAGGCGAUACAGUUACAUUUGAUCCCGAUCGGGUUGUUAUGAGCGGAGGAGCUACUGGUGCUCAUGAAACUAUGGCCUUCUGUCUGGCAAAUCCUGGUGAUGCUUUUCUGGUUCCAACUCCAUAUUAUCCAGGAUUUGACCGCGAUUUGAGGUGGCGAACUGGAGUAAAACUCCUUCCAGUUGUCUGUGAGAGCUCGAAUAAUUUCAUGAUCACCAGAGAAGCCCUGGAAGAAGCGUAUCAGAAAGCAGAGGAGUCGAAUAUCAACGUUAAAGGCUUGCUAAUCACAAAUCCUUCGAAUCCAUUAGGCACAAUUUUGGACCGUGACACGUUACAAGGCCUAGUGAAUUUUAUCAAUGAGAAAAACAUCCACCUGAUCUGCGAUGAAAUUUAUGCUGCCACGGUUUUUACCAGGCCAAUGUAUGUCAGCAUUGCUGAGAUACUCGAAGAGGACAAGAAAUGCAACCGCGAUUUGAUUCAUCUGGUGUACAGCUUGUCGAAAGACAUGGGCUUCCCCGGGUUCAGAAUUGGGAUCAUUUACUCCUACAAUGACAAAGUUGUGAAUUCUGCUAGAAAAAUGUCAAGUUUUGGAUUAGUCUCAACUCAGACUCAACAAUUAAUCGCAAACAUGUUGUCAGACGAUUCAUUCAUAAAUAAAUACAUAUCCGAAAGCAGGAAAAGACUAGCUGCACGACAUGGCGUUUUCACCAGAGGCCUAAUGCAGGUCCGGGUAGGAAACCUACAGAGCAAUGCAGGCCUUUUCUUCUGGAUGGAUUUACGACGUUUACUCAAAGAGUCCACAGUCGAAGCUGAAAUGGACUUAUGGCGCGUAAUUAUCAAUGAAGUUAAGCUCAAUGUGUCCCCUGGAUCCUCCUUUCAUUGCUCAGAGCCAGGGUGGUUCAGAGUCUGCUAUGCAAAUAUGGAUGAUGAGACGAUGAGGAUCGCGCUGAGACGGAUCAAGAAAUUUGUGCUUCAGGCUGAUGAACGUGAAGCGGCAGCUAAGAAGCACAUGUGGCAUAAGAAUCUGCAGCUCAGCUUGUCAUUCAGAAGGUGGGAUGAGAGUAUUAUGAAGACACCAAGAAUAGUGACUCCACAUUUGAUGUCUCCUCAUAUGAUAAUGUCUCCUCAUUCUCCUCUUGCAUCGCCUCUGGUUCGAGCUCGAAAUUGAGUUCAGUCUUAUAUCGACAUAGCUUAACAGGAAGACUAUUUUAUUUUUUAUGUUUUUAACAAAAUUCGAACCUUCAACCUCGGUAACCGGAAUAACAGUCACGAACUAGGGGCUUGAUUUACUUCAGCUUUUGUAAUUAGCUAGGAAAGUUGAGGCAUUUGUUACCUAACUUAACUACCUGUUUCAUUAAUUUUUUGUAUUUACUGUUCUUUUAUCUUGUUCA
Molecule: messenger RNA, 1830 nt
Organism: Daucus carota subsp. sativus
Lineage: Eukaryota; Viridiplantae; Streptophyta; Magnoliopsida; Apiales; Apiaceae
Product: 1-aminocyclopropane-1-carboxylate synthase
Exons: 4
Coding region: 123-1607 (494 amino acids)
Biological process (GO): amino acid metabolic process; biosynthetic process
Molecular function (GO): pyridoxal phosphate binding; transaminase activity
Source: RefSeq, a predicted model, not a curated record